This is a messenger RNA of Ostertagia ostertagi, 351 nucleotides long. The record is from the annotation of a GenBank genome assembly. NCBI's taxonomy places the organism in Eukaryota, Metazoa, Nematoda, Chromadorea, Rhabditida, Trichostrongylidae.
AUGAUUAUUCUUAGCGUCUUCUUCGUGAUGUUAGCCAUCGCAUACCUUGGAACAGCUCGCCAGGAGUCUCUUGUAGCUACAGCACAUACAGUAUCCGGUGCCAUUCGUGACACUGUCCACUUCUUCUACAUGUAUGCUGUGGUCCCGAGCUUCGUUGUAUUGGGAGCAGCGGCAGUCGUUCUUGCCAUGUAUUUCGGACAUAAAAAAUGGGUCCAACUGAAGGAGAAGGAAGAAGCUGCAUUUUACGAUUUAGUGGACAAGAUUCUGGAUAUUGUAAGAGAAGCCAAUGAGAACGGCGAGGAGUACAUAUCGAUACCGCAUGUGAGAGACGUGAUGUUCCCUCCUGCCAAG